Cercospora beticola is the source of this 840-nucleotide messenger RNA. RefSeq lists its product as uncharacterized. NCBI's taxonomy places the organism in Eukaryota, Fungi, Ascomycota, Dothideomycetes, Mycosphaerellales, Mycosphaerellaceae. The record is from RefSeq and is a predicted model, not a curated record.
UGCGUCCCAUAUGGCUUCAUUGGGUGCUGCGAGUAGUGAACAAUGGAUUGCAAAGAUAUAAAAGAAGUGCUCAGAUCCUGUUCAAACUCUCAUCCACAACACACCAGAAAACCACUCCGACAACACCCUCCACUCAACCUGCAACCACCCCAGCUCUUCAAACUCCCCACCAACACCAACAAGCACCUCUCGAAGGUUCGAACAACUCAAUCCCAGCAACAUGCCUUCCAAAUGGGAGGCUGUCGAAAAGUUCGCGACGAAGACCAAGCCGCUCAAGGAGAUCGGCGGCAACCUGGGCCCCAUCGCCGCAGUAGGCACCCCAGUCGUCCAAGGACUCUACAAGCUCCACAAGUCGAGAUCUGAGAAGAAGCUGGCCGAGAAAGCUGCUCAAGAUGCUGCUCGGGCGUCCAAUGAAGCAAAAACGCAGCAGCGACUCACCGAGGAGGCCAUCCGCCUACUCGAAAAGAAGCAAGGUGGCUCCUCCCGUCGUCAUGGUCACUCCUCACGCAGCUCCUCCUCCUACUCUGGCAGCAGCGGUGGCCACAGCAGCAGGAGCGGCUACAGCAGCAACAGUGGCUAUAGUAGUAGCAGUGGUCACAGCAGCGGCAGUGGUCAUAGUAGCAGCAGUGGUAGUAGCUGGCGCGCACGCUAGGAGGAUGUAUGGAGAAGCAGUAGCGAGCAUGACUUCACAAUGCCGAGAGGCGAUUGUUAACGGCCGAUCAAUUGGGUAACGAACGUAGCAUGACGGGCAUGCACGGUCAGGUUAGUGUAUCCUGAAUAGCAGGCAAUGCAAUCAAUGGAGGAAACGCACAUUCACUGAGAGCUAGGCUCGGGUAGUUG